AUGAUGUCACAGCACCUGUCAAGCAUGUUCGAGCAACUCGGUAACUUCACCAAGAACAACUUGAACAGCAAGUUAAAAGAGAAAGAGAAGACCAGCGUGAAUCACGUCAACCAGUCUCCGCAUAAGACGCCCCCCGCGCCCUUGAAGAAGCCCUGCAAAUUGCGCAACGUUUCUUCUAAGGCAGAAUCCUAUGAUUCUAUGUAUGGAAAUAGUCAGCUGGAUACAACUGAACUUUAA
Pieris macdunnoughi is the source of this 237-nucleotide messenger RNA. Lineage: Eukaryota; Metazoa; Arthropoda; Insecta; Lepidoptera; Pieridae. The record is from the annotation of a GenBank genome assembly.